Aspergillus niger is the source of this 654-nucleotide messenger RNA. RefSeq lists its product as uncharacterized. NCBI's taxonomy places the organism in Eukaryota, Fungi, Ascomycota, Eurotiomycetes, Eurotiales, Aspergillaceae. Gene Ontology annotation, cellular component: BLOC-1 complex. Gene Ontology annotation, biological process: endosomal transport. The transcript has 2 exons. The record is from RefSeq and is a predicted model, not a curated record. The coding region runs from base 1 to 654 and encodes 217 amino acids.
AUGCCCACUCAACCCACCCCCGAAAAAAGCAAAGAAACCCUCGAAGCCAAAUCCGCCUUCAGCGCAACGCUGCUCAACAUCGGCGGCACACAUGCUUCCCCGCUCGUGGAGCGCGCGCACACCAUCACAGAGAACGCCUCCGCGCUGGAGAAGCAGCAAGCGGAGCUAGAAUCACAUACAGCUGCACUGGCGAAGCAGAAUGAGAGCUGGGAUAAGUUGGCGGGGGAGGCGAGGGACGGGUUGAAAGAAAUUGGGGAUGUGCAGAAUUGGGCGGAGGUGGUGGAGAGGGAGUUGUUGGUUUUGGAGCAGACGUUGCAGUAUGUUGAGGGGAGUGAUGAUAGGGAUCAUGGUGAUGAAAUUGAUGAUGAUGAUGAGGAUGUUAAUGGUGGGGAUGGGCUGAAUGGUAGUAUUACUAGGAAUGGGACUGGGAAGGGGAAGGGGAGUACUAAUAGUACUGAUAGUACUUCUGCUGUUGAGGAUGGAGGAGGUACUACUACUACUACCACUGGAAAUGGAAGUGGAGGAUCAUCGUGGUUUAAGUGGUGGACAGCGUGUGAAAUCCUCUUCGCUUACAGAGUACUUGAUACAGUCUUUAUCACCUUUGUGGAAGGAUAUCAGGAUGUCUUAUCCGCACUACUAUUUCACAUGCUAUAG